Messenger RNA from Nannizzia gypsea CBS 118893, 1197 nucleotides. RefSeq names its product SNARE Tlg2. The coding region runs from base 1 to 1197 and encodes 398 amino acids. NCBI's taxonomy places the organism in Eukaryota, Fungi, Ascomycota, Eurotiomycetes, Onygenales, Arthrodermataceae. The record is from RefSeq and is a predicted model, not a curated record. Gene Ontology annotation, cellular component: SNARE complex; endomembrane system; membrane. The transcript has 4 exons. Gene Ontology annotation, molecular function: SNARE binding; SNAP receptor activity. Gene Ontology annotation, biological process: intracellular protein transport; vesicle-mediated transport; vesicle fusion.
AUGUGGCGGGAUAGAACGAACCUCUACAUCUCCUACCGGCAAUCCUUUGCGCACCACCCGUCCAAAAAACCACGGCACAUCGGAGGCGCCUGGAGUGACCAUGCAGACACUACGGGAAACUCAGAGGAACGCCGCGGACUCAUGUCCGGCAGCGGAUUUGAAGACGAUGGAGACGCUGUUAUAGAAAUGGAUUUGCUACCGCCUCGAUGGAUGGAUGUGCAGGAUGAAGUUACCGACUACCUGCGAGAUAUUGCCCAGAAGUCUGCAAAACUGGACAAACUGCAUCAGAAACAUGUCUUGCCCGGGUUCGGGGAUGAGGAUGUCCGGAGAGAAGAAGAGGACAUGAUUGAACGAUUGACUCAAGACAUCACGAGAGGGUUUCACGACUGCCAGAGAUCGAUACAGAGAAUUGAGAUAAUGGCUCGAGAGGCGCGAGAGCAGGGCUCUGUUAACAAGGGCGAGGAUACCAUGGCCAGGAAUCUGCAGAUUUCCCUUGCGGCAAGGGUUCAGGAAGCCAGUGCUGGGUUCAGAAAGAAGCAAAGCACCUAUUUAAAAAAGCUCCGAGGCAUAGAUGGAAUGGUCUCACCACUCGAACGAUCUAGCUCUCCCAUACAAAACCCAUACACAGACCCGUCCCUAAUAGAGUCCGACGCCGACAAGUCAUAUUCCCAAUCUACCCUCCUACAAACUGCACAGCAGCAGCAACAGCAACUUGGCAGUAAUGAUGCCGCAAUUGCACAGCGGGAACGAGAAAUCAAUGACAUUGCAAAAGGUAUCAUUGAGCUCUCUGAUAUUUUCCGUGAGUUGCAAACUAUGAUUAUCGAUCAAGGCACGAUGCUGGACCGCAUCGACUUCAACGUUGAACGAAUGGCCAUCGACGUUAAAGGUGCCGACAAGGAAUUGAAAGUUGCCACGAACUACCAAAGACGAACAACGAAACGAAAAAUAAUACUCCUUCUAGCCCUCCUGGUGGUAGCAAUGUUGAUUAUACUGCUAGUCAAACCGAAGAGACAUGCUGCUGAACCCGCGCCUCAAUCGCCGCCGCAGCCACCACCCCAAACACCGCAAAAUCCACCAUAUCAAAGGUCUCUCUUGCAUGAUGACACGCCAUACAAAAUAGGUCGGAGACGAAAUACCGCUCGCCAUAGACUACUGGUCGAUAUAUGGAAUGGACCAGAUAACUCAUUACCCUCGUAA